This is a messenger RNA of Cucurbita moschata (crookneck pumpkin), 1058 nucleotides long. Its product is annotated as cytochrome c oxidase subunit 3. The record is from RefSeq and is a predicted model, not a curated record. Gene Ontology annotation, cellular component: membrane; mitochondrion. Gene Ontology annotation, molecular function: cytochrome-c oxidase activity. Lineage: Eukaryota; Viridiplantae; Streptophyta; Magnoliopsida; Cucurbitales; Cucurbitaceae. Gene Ontology annotation, biological process: mitochondrial electron transport, cytochrome c to oxygen.
UAGAAAGAAAAUGAGACCCCAACCCUUCUUUACCACUUUAGCGGGGGUGAAGGAGGGGUUUACAUACAACCGAGGAAAAGUGGUUUAUGAUUGAAUCUCAGAAGAAUUCUUUUCAUUUGGUAAUCAGUCUAUGGCCCAUUUCGGGUUCACUCGGAGCUUUCGCAACCACCGUAGGAGGUGUGAUGUACAUGCACUCAUUUCAAGGGUGUGCAACACUUCUAACUUUGGGCCUUAUAUUUAUCCUAUAUACCAUAUUCGUAUGGUGGCGCGAUGUUCUACGUGAAUCCACGUUGGAAGGACAUCGUACCAAAGUCAUAUAAUUAAGACUCUGAUAUGGUUUUAUUCUAUUUAUCGUAUCGGAGGUUAUGUUCCUUUUUGCUUUUUUUUCUUUUCGGGUUUCUUCUCAUUCUUCUUGGCCACUCGCGGUAGAGAUCGGAGGUAUUUGGCCCCCAAAAGGGAUUGGGGUUUUAGAUCCUCGUGAAAUCCCUUUUCUUAAUACCCCUAUUCUUCUUUCAUCCGAAGCUGCCGUAACUUGGGCUCAUCAUGCUAUACUCGCGGGAAAGGAAAAGCGAGCAGUUUAUGCUUUAGUAGUUACUAUUUCUCUGGCUCUAGUAUUCACAUGCUUUCAAGGAAUGGAAUAUUAUUAAGCACCCUUCACUAUUUUGAAUAGUAUUUAUGGUUCUACCUUUUUCUUAGAAACUGGCUUUCAUGGUUUUCAUGUGAUUAUAGGUACUCUUUUCUUGAUCAUAUGUGGUAUUCGCCAAUAUCUUGGUCAUCGGACCAAGGAGCAUCACGGCUUUGAAGCAGCUGCAUGGUAUUGACAUUUUGUAGACGUGAUUUGGUUAUUCCUAUUUCUCUCUAUUUAUUGUAGACGUGGCAUGGAUCAAUCACGCGGUUCCACAGCGUCCUCCAACUUGCUGUCCGGUCCCUUUCACUUUCUUUCCUGGAUAGGAAGAUGUGAAUUUCGAAGGUCUUCCCACCACGUGAAGUUCACACCUCGCCGGAGAGAGAGAAGCGAAUUGAAAAUCGGUCUCAAAUUGCUUCGCAAUCGAAGGUGA